ACACUAAACUCAAAACACAUUUAUUUAGUUUUUUGUUGGUACAAUUUAUUCGAGAUUUUAUUUUGAGCGAGUGAAUGAGAUAGGGUUUAUCGAAAUGAAGAGAAACAACCAUUGCAGAAGACGAAAGCGCACGGAUAAGAAGAAGAAUCCACUGCCGUUUCUGCCUCAUGAGUUGAUAGUUCAAAUUCUUCUGAGGUUACCGGUGAAGUCUCUUAUUCGUUUCAAAUGUGUUUCCACUGAAUUUCCGACCAAAAUACCUUUCUCUCCUUUUGCUUUAGAGGAAGAGGAAGAUGAAGAAGGAGAUAAAAAAUUCUAUGGUUUUGGGUAUGACCAUUUAACAGAUGAUUACUUGGUGGUUUCAAUCUCCGUCCAUCCAUUACACUUUGAGUUUUUCUCAUUGAGAGCUAAUACCUGGAAAGAAAUUGAGUAUGCCCACCUCCCGUUUAGUCCUAUUGUCGGUCGGACCCAAGCAGGGUUGCUCUUUAAUGAUGGUAUUCAUUGGUUGGCUUAUCAUCAUGAUUUACGUAAGGGUGUUAUUGCUGUCUUUGAUUUAAUGGAAAGGAAACUUUUUUAUAUGGAUUUGCCAUAUAACUCUUACUGGUGUUGUGAAUUGUGGGUAUUUGGAGAAUUUCUCAGUUUUUCGACUAUGAAUUUUAGUAAUAAUACAGUUAUGAUAUGGACGAUGAAAGAAUACAAAGUGAAUUCGUCUUGGACUAAAACUCAUGCUGUGUCUGUUGAUGGCACUCCCAACGAGAGCUUUUCCCCAUUUUGUUGUACAAAAAAUGGUGAUAUUAUUGGAACAGAUCAGGAGACUGGAUUGGUGAGGUACAAUGACAAAGGACAGCUGCUAGAGCAUCGCCCCUAUUCUUCUGAAUUUGAAGCGGUUGUGUAUACAGAGUCUCUGCUUUCACUCCCCGGUGAAAGUGAACAAGCCUAAGAAGAAGAUAUGAGGUUGUGAAAUGUUCUUUUUCACCAUCCAUUUUCUUGAUAUUUAUAUUGCAUUAUGAACUCUUGGGCAUUUGUAGGGUACCAUGUGUUUGAAUUUGAAUGCAUUUUUGAUAUGACUCGGUAUUUCACAUGAGCUAAUGCAAUAGGCCAUGAAAUGUUUAUUAGUCAAACAUUUGUAAUAUGUUUAUCGAAAUUGUUGACAGAUUUGUGAGUGUGAUUCAUUGUUAUUUAUGCAUGUUUAACUAGACUGGUUCUAAUGUAUGUUCCAACGACUUCUUGAA
Molecule: messenger RNA, 1229 nt
Organism: Medicago truncatula (barrel medic)
Lineage: Eukaryota; Viridiplantae; Streptophyta; Magnoliopsida; Fabales; Fabaceae
Product: F-box/kelch-repeat protein At3g06240
Exons: 2
Coding region: 95-937 (280 amino acids)
Molecular function (GO): protein binding
Source: RefSeq, a predicted model, not a curated record